AUGUCCGACCACGGAAACGAAGAGCAAUCCGACAGUUACGGCGGAAAAUCUGAUACCUACGGUGAGAAACAGGAGAGUGGUUAUGGAGGUAGAGAUGAUGGUACUCAGUCUCGUGGAUAUGGCAGUACAGGAAGAGAUAACACGAGCAGUGGUCUAGGUGGUGAUGAUAAUGGUAAUGAUAAUGAGUCGGGUGAUGCUUAUGGCAACACUAGAGAGACUGGCUAUGGUAGUACCAGGAAGGAUGACACGAGCAGUGGCUUUGGUCAGGAUAAUACAGUAUCUGGUGAUAGCUAUGGUAGUACUUGGAAGGAUAAGACGAGUGGUGGCUUGAAUGGAGAUGGUGUCUCGUCUGGCGAUGCUUAUGGUAGUACCAGAAAAGAUGAUACGACAAGUGGGUAUGGUCAAGACAAUAUCUCAUCUGGAGAUGCGUAUGGCAGCACCGGAAGAAACGUUGCAAGAAGUGGCUUGGGUGACGACAUCUCAUCAGAGGAUACAUACGGUAGCACUGGAAGAGACAAUACAUCAUCUGAUGAUCAACAUGGCAGUUCCGGAAACGACAAUACAAGAAGCGGCUUAGGUGACGACAACGUCUCAUCCGGAGAUACGUAUGGUAGCACUGAGAGAGACAAUACGACAUCGGAUGAUACAUACAGCAGCACCCAAAAAGAUGAUACAAGCAGCAGCUACAACGAUGAUGUCACUUCCUCAGAUGAUACAUUUGGCUCUACCACGGGCGCCAGAAGUGAGUCACAUAAUAACGACAAGAUUGGUGGAUUUGGAGGAGUCGCUAGCUCUUCUGGUUAUGGUGAUGAUGUUACUGGUGAUCGUGAUGUCUCAGGUGGAUAUGGUGGAGACAAGAGUGAUUCUCAAGGUUUGGGUGAAAAUGAUGAUAAUACCAUUUCUGGAGGCUAUGGUGGUGGUAACAGUCAAACUUCUAGUGGUUAUAAGGCCAACAAGUCUGGUUGUGGAGAGGAAGACUAUGGUGACAACGACCAGACAAGCUCCGGUGGAUAUGGUGAUAAUGACCAGGGUAUGUCUGGAUUAAAGAAAGGCUUGGAAAAGGCCAAAGAAUUGUUCUAUAAGAACUGA
This is a messenger RNA of Botrytis porri, 1089 nucleotides long. RefSeq lists its product as uncharacterized. The transcript has 3 exons. The record is from RefSeq and is a predicted model, not a curated record. Lineage: Eukaryota; Fungi; Ascomycota; Leotiomycetes; Helotiales; Sclerotiniaceae. The coding region runs from base 1 to 1089 and encodes 362 amino acids.